UGAGCCCCGCCUCCCCCGCCCGAGUUGCGCGGGGUCCCUUGAGCCUGGCGGGUUUCGCCCACCACGGUGGGGACCGGCUUUGCACCUCUGUGCGCCCCGCCUGCACCUGGUCUGCACGAACCCGGGCCCGCGGAUGCAGAGCGCGAUGGCCGCCCCCGCCCUGGCCCCGGUGACGCGGCAGGUCAGCGGCAGCACCGGCCCGGCCCUGGUCCCGAGCUCGUCCCUGGGCUCCGAGCGCGGGCAACCACUGGCCGCCGCCGUGGCCGAGCUUCCCGUGCUGGACGCGUCCGGAAGGCCGGUGCAGUUCGGAGAGCUGUUCCGCGAGCGCAGGGCCGUCGUGGUCUUCGUGCGGCAUUUCCUGUGUUACAUCUGCAAGGAAUACGUAGAAGAUCUAGCCAAAAUCCCCAAGAGUUUCUUGCAAGAGGCAAAUGUCACCCUUAUAGUAAUUGGACAGUCAUCCUAUCGUCAUAUUGAGCCUUUCUGCAAACUGACUGGGUAUUCUCAUGAAAUCUAUGUUGAUCCUGAGAGAGAAAUUUAUAAAAGAUUGGGAAUGAAAAGAGGUGAAGAAAUUGCCUCCUCAGGACAGAGUCCUCAUAUAAAGUCAAAUAUACUCUCAGGAAGCAUUUGGAGCCUGUGGCGGGCAGUGACUGGCCCUCUUUUUGAUUUUCAAGGAGAUCCAAUUCAGCAAGGCGGAACUCUCAUUUUAGGUCCAGGUGACAACAUCCAUUUUAUACACCGUGAUAGGAAUAGGUUGGAUCACAAACCCAUCAAUUCUGUUUUACAGCUUGUAGGAGUUCAGCAUGUAGACUUCACAAGCAGACCUUCAGUUAUCCACGUGUGACAGUACAGACUCUGUCACUUUCAGGUGGACUCUUGAGAUAUGGCCUGAAAUACUGGAGUGUAGUAUCCUGGUACAGUGUCUCAUUUGUUGGCUCUGCCCAGUCUUUGAGGAAUUAUGAAAAUGGAGAGACGUGUACCCAUUGAAUUGCAUGCUGAGAGGCAUCAGUUGUCAAAAACAUUUGUGUUAUAGCUUUUAAAUUUUAUACAAAGUAAAAUUUUAUUUAUACAAAAUAAAACUUUAAAAGCUAUAACAUUGUAAACAUAUUUUAUAUUAGGGUAAAUUCAUCCCAUAAAAUGUUUUUUUGGCCAUUAAAAUUAUGAAGAACAUAUGAAGAACAUAUAAGGGGAUGGGUAGACAACUCAAGACCAUCUUAUCCAGUGGAAAAGAGUAAAGAAAAGGAUAUUAAAUUCUGUAGAAAAUAUAGUCACAUUUUAUAUGUAUAUGUUUAUAUUUUUGUAUGCUUAGAAAAAAGACAAAAAAUAAACACCAGAAUAUUACCUGUAGCUAUCUCUAUGUGGUAAGAUUACAGGUGUUUUAUUUUCUUUUUCACACUUUUCUAUAUUUUCCAAAUAUUCUACAAUGAGCACGAUGCAUUUUUUGGCCAGGAAAAGGUCUUUAAACAUUAUAUGCAGAAUAUAUUCCUACAAAAUGAGCUUCCACAAAGGUGCAGUUAUGUAGGCUGCAGUCCACAUAUUUCUAUCCUAAUUGCUUUCCUUUGAAGAAAUAAGGCAAACCAAAUCUUUUAUAUAGUCUGUGUUCAAAGCACCUUGUCACCACACACCCACUAUCUAUUUCACCAAGAUUUUUUUUUGGUGGUAGAGGGGGUGGUAAAAGAAGAAAAAUAUGUCUAAGGUAUUUAAGAUAUGUAUUUAAAGCGUGUGCUCAGUAUGCAUUUUGAAAGGGAAUUUUAAGAAUUGUUUAAACUAAAAAAGAACUUUAUAACAAACAUUAUACUGUGGUUUGGCUGUACAUUCCUAGACAGUUUCCAUUUCUCACCCCCAAAUUGCUUUUAUUUAGUGGAGUAUUGUCACCUUUUAUUUUUUGAGAAUCUUAAUAUGAAGUGGCCCAGAAAUUCUAAUGAAAAGUACAGCAAAAUCAAAAUAUUGGUAAUUAUCAAUGAGUAUAAUACUGUUUUAAACUUAUAACUUUAUAUCAAGGAUAUGAGGUACCACAAAAUAUAUAUUUAAAGUAUCCAAAUAUUUUAAGGUAUUUUCAUGUACAUAUUACAUAACAAUCAUGUUUUUAACCAAUAAAAAUAAAAUUUCUCUUAAAUUUAAAAGUAA
This is a messenger RNA of Pteropus alecto (black flying fox), 2124 nucleotides long. RefSeq names its product AhpC/TSA antioxidant enzyme domain containing 1 (gene PRXL2C). The coding region runs from base 134 to 841 and encodes 235 amino acids. NCBI's taxonomy places the organism in Eukaryota, Metazoa, Chordata, Mammalia, Chiroptera, Pteropodidae. The record is from RefSeq and is a predicted model, not a curated record. The transcript has 7 exons.